AGAAGCAGGUUGCGCGAUGUUUUCAUCAUCACGCGCAAGGCUCAUGCCAGUAGGAGGCGCAGCAAGCACCAUGGCGGCUUCCUUGUCGCUUGUUGUGCUCUACCCGAACGGUCACCGGCAGGUUUUCCACGUCAACUCGAACACCAGCAUAUUCCAGAUUCUGGAUGACGCAUGCAAGAAGCAACGCCUGAACCCAUCGGAAUACGAUUUGUACCACCACGAGCGUCCGCUGUCGCACAGCCUGCCGGUGUCGUUCACCAAUCUUCCCAACAAUGCCGAGCUGGAGCUGCGUGCCGCCGCGAACGGCCAGCGUCGGACCGCCGCCGCGGCAGCUGCCAGCGUGGACAUCUGCCUGCAGCUCGAGAACAGCGAGCGGCUCAUGGCACAGUUCCCGGCCUCGGCGUCGCUGUUUGACGUCGUCUCCCACUGGCCUGACAAGAUUGAGGUUCAAGACAAAGACCAGAAAACUGACCUGGUGUGUGUCUACAUGAGGAAAGAGAUUGUUGGCACAGAACAGCUGCGUGGAACAACGUUGCAAAACCUUGGCCUUACGAGCGGCAGGGCAGCCAUCAGGCUUCUACACAGGCCAAAAGGCUGCGUGGUGCAGCAGGCCCACGUGAGCCGGCACUUUGCGGUGCCGUUCAAGAAGGAAGAGGACCCGCCCGCCGCCCGGACCGAAGCUGCACCCACAAGCCCAACCCGGCCCACGUCUCCGAAGCAGCUUCGUCCCGCCACUCCGGUCAAAGACACGGCCACCUCGCCAACGAGACCCAGAUCGGCAUCUCCACAGGAUGUUGUCAUGGAAUCGCCAACCCAUUCUCCAGCUCGUGACAACAAUGCCGCCGGCCCCAAGGUUCGGUUCAGCCCUCCGCCGGCCACGACGAAGGCGGAAACCCUGACCGUGCGUGAAGAAGACAUCAAAUACAUCGGAGAGCGAAAGGCGGUGCUCUUCAACCUGGAACACUGCCCCCCACUAGCUGCUGGUGA
Molecule: messenger RNA, 987 nt
Organism: Rhipicephalus sanguineus (brown dog tick)
Lineage: Eukaryota; Metazoa; Arthropoda; Arachnida; Ixodida; Ixodidae
Product: tether containing UBX domain for GLUT4-like
Exons: 8
Source: RefSeq, a predicted model, not a curated record